GCGAAAUCGUCUCAAUCCUCAACGACCAUCAUGGCAUCCCUUUUGCAGUUUGUGACGAGCCGAAUAGACCCGUUACAAUUCUUUUCAGCAUCGUCUUCGAAUUCUUCUAUUACGCCGUACUCCAUUCCUUCAUCCUCUUCGACGUUUUCCGAGUUUGGGGACGGGGAUAACUCGGAUCUCGCGUCUUUCGCUCUUCGAAAUUAUGUUUUGGCUGUGUUAACAAGCCCUCUUCAAGUUGUUGAGACUCUUUCUGAGGUACAAUAUCAGAAGAGGGAGGAAUCGACUGAACAGACCCCGGCGCCAACAGUAGCACAGGACGCUGUGCCGACUACUACUGAGGAUCACCUUCCUCCGCUGCAAGAUGGUGUCUGGGAAAACAUUCGCGAAAUUGUAGAAAGCGAUGGAGAGGGAUGGACCUCGUUAUUGAAAGGACAUUUCACCAACUUUGCGUUUCAUGCAUCUUAUGCGAUAUUGCAGCCCGCAUUAGAAGAGGCCAUCAAUGACGCUUUUGAUGUCUAUGAAGACACGCACCCGGCCACUCUGGUUUUGAGCCAUGUUGCGGUCGGCAGUUUGCUAAGUCCUUUAGAGUUGGUUCGUACCCGCCUCAUCGUGCAACCGUCACAGUCACAUCGGAAAAAGUAUUAUGGUCCCCUACACGGUCUUCAUGCCAUCGCGACCGAAGAAGGCAAAGGCUUUGGCAGUCUCUACUCAGCAAGGCAUCUAGUGCCAUCCAUAAUUUUCCAUGGCUUGUCCCCCGUCCUCCGAAUCAUCUCCAAAACCAUCAUCACUGAAGAACUAGGACUCGACCCAACCUUCACCCCUGUCCUCCACCAUCUUGCUACAUUGGCGUUCAUGGCGAUAGAAGUGGGCAUCAUGACCCCAAUCGAUAUGGCCAGAAAGCGGAUUCAACUUCAACGACUUUCGCCAUCUCCUGCUCGUUCAGGGCCGGGUGAAGCCCCUCAGGCGUGUGAAACGAGUGUUGAAGUCUCCCCCAAGUACUACAGCGGACUAUGGCAUUGCAUUCGAUCAAUUGUUGCCGAGGAGGGAGGUAAAAGUAAACGAAGACGAAGGCGAAGGAGGCAUCAGUCCACUGGUUUAGCCAGCGAGUGGCACCAGGUUCAUGACCAUGAAGCAGAGUACGGUUCAUACGAUAUUCCAGCCCAUCGACGAUCAAAUACCGGGUUCGUUGCUUCUGUGGGACGAUUUGCUUCUGGAGUUCGCACGUUAUAUAGAGGCUUCUGGGCACGGUAUGUUUCCCGAGUGGUAGUGUAUGCUUUCGAUGAAAUUAGUCAAAGUGAAGAAAACUGGUAAAGGGUUCAUUGUUGAUGGGAGAUAUAUAGCAUCGUCGUUAGCUGUAUUUUUAUAUAUCAAGAUUUGUAUGCAAAUAGACGUGGUGUGGUUAUCCUGCACCUUGCUGUGGGGAUAAUGGCAUGUUUUAAUUGAUGAAUAGAUAAGAUCGCCAUUGCAUUGACCCGCCAAAAAAAAAAGCUGUACAAGAGUUGCCAUAUGGCCCCUCCA
Molecule: messenger RNA, 1518 nt
Organism: Spizellomyces punctatus DAOM BR117
Lineage: Eukaryota; Fungi; Chytridiomycota; Chytridiomycetes; Spizellomycetales; Spizellomycetaceae
Exons: 3
Coding region: 31-1311 (426 amino acids)
Molecular function (GO): ATP transmembrane transporter activity
Source: RefSeq, a predicted model, not a curated record